This is a messenger RNA of Eurytemora carolleeae, 2286 nucleotides long. RefSeq lists its product as uncharacterized. Gene Ontology annotation, molecular function: G protein-coupled receptor activity. The coding region runs from base 1 to 2088 and encodes 695 amino acids. The transcript is spliced from 15 exons. Gene Ontology annotation, biological process: adenylate cyclase-activating adrenergic receptor signaling pathway. The record is from RefSeq and is a predicted model, not a curated record. NCBI's taxonomy places the organism in Eukaryota, Metazoa, Arthropoda, Copepoda, Calanoida, Temoridae. Gene Ontology annotation, cellular component: membrane.
AUGAACCAGGCCUGGGUAUUUGGGUUGGCUUGGUGUGAGAUAUGGAGAUGUCUAGAUGUCCUGGCAUCAACAGCCUCCAUCCUCAACCUCUGUGUGAUAUCUGUAGAUCGCUACUGGGCGAUCACAGAUCCAUUCGCCUAUCCAACCAAAAUGAGUGAAAGGCGUUCUGUUCUUCUGAUCCUUGGAGUUUGGAUUUGUUCAAGUUUUAUCUCGUUUCCAGCAAUUAUAUGGUGGAGGUCUACUUCAUCAGGAGAGGUAGCUGAUUGGAAAUGUCCGUUUACCGAGGAUGUUGGUUAUCUAGUUUUUUCAAGCACGGUUUCAUUCUACGGUCCGUUGACAGUAAUGGUGUUUACAUAUAUUAGAAUAUUUCAGGCGGCGAGAGAAUACAAUAAAAGUCUUAACUCAGGAACAAAACAACUUUCCUCCGGUGGGGCGGGAGAAAUAACUUUAAGGAUACACCGAGGAGGAGGAGGAGGAGCUGGAGCUAAGAAUGGAGUUGGUCCUCAGAAUAGUGUCAAUAACAGCGCUGUAUCCCCCAGAACGAGGCGGCGAAAGAAGAAGUCCAUGUUCACCAAGGAAGCUAAAGCUGCCAAAACUCUCGGAACUGUUAUGGGAGUUUUUAUCAUCUGCUGGCUACCAUUCUUUAUUCUCAACAUUAUUGCAGGCAUAUGCUCAUCUUGUAUACAGAAUCCUGAAGUAGUUCUUGGAGUUGUCACAUGGUUGGGUUGGAUCAACAGCUGUAUGAAUCCAUUCAUUUAUGCGUCCUGCAGUUUAGAGUUUAGAAGAGCAUUUGCAAGGGUACUCUCAUGCUGCCUUCCAAUAUCUGUGCAGAAGUGUUCCAAGACCGUGCCAAAAAGGAAAACCCUUAAGGAUUUAUCGUCUGCUUCCUAUCCUGCUGCAUCUUCAGAAUCAACUAGAAGAACCCUUCUGGUUGAGCAAGGGAAGCGAGAUUUCUGCUCUGAUAGAACGCAUGUCCUUCAUGAAACAAAAAGUGAAGAAAGAAAAAAUCUUCCAUCCUUCUUAAUUGAAGAAUAUCCAGAAAAGAAACUUGCCGUGUCAACUCUUCUCACAUCUUCAGGAAGCACGCAAAGUAAAAUUCAAACCAAAAUUAGUGCAAUUGUGACUCACAGCUCCUCAAAUAGCAUCAGCCCAGCCAACCCUGAUAUCAAGUGCAAUGCCGCAAGUUCAGACCGUUUGUCUAGUACAGUCGUCAUCACGGGGAAUAAGGAAGAUGUCAACAAAGAAACAACAAGUAAAAAUACCUCAAGUAUAGCUGGUACAAACGGUGCAGUGAAAAAUAACACAGAUGGGGCAAGGAUUAUUAUUAGUGCCCCCCUCAGUACGUCAAAUGUGACUGAUACUGAUGAAAAUGAAGUGUGUUAUUUAAACAAUACCGUAUCAAAAAUAUGUACAGUAGGUACACAAAGUUCAUUGUGUACAUCAAAAGCUGAAACUUCUACUGUGCUUUCUGCCUUUUAUACAAAGAGAAACGGAGUAACGGAUACAGGAAGAUUAAAACUGGAUGGUGUCCGUGUAUCAAGCGCUGAACGCUAUCUAGUCAGUUAUAGGUCGGAUGUAAAUGGAAGCUCAGCAAGUUCUGCUUUACACUCUCUUGAAAGGAAAGUUGGAAACUCUACCUCAAAAAGUCCUCCUUCUGGAGGUCAAACCUUGAAUCAUCCUCCACCUAGUGGUGGAACCUUGAACUAUCCUCCACCUGGUGGUCAAACCUUGAACUAUCCCCCACCUAGUGGUCAAACCUUGAACUAUCCUCCACCUAGUGGUCAAACCUUGAACUAUCCUCCACCUAGUGGUGGAACCUUGAACUAUCCUCCACCUGGUGAUCAAACCUUGAACUAUCCUCCACCUAGUGAGCGAACCUUGAACUAUCCUUCACCUAGUGGUCAAACCUUGACCUAUCCUCCACCUAGUGGUCAAACCUUGAAUCAUCCUCCACCUAGUGGUCAAACCUUGAACUAUCCUCCACCUGGUGGUCAAAUUUUGAAAAAUUCUUCUCCCUGCGGCCGAACUUCAAACUUCCCUCCUCCUAAUUGUCCAAUAAUAUUCGGCUCCAACGAAAUGCUUUUAUAGGGAGAUAUGUUGUUGAUGUAUUUCUAAUUCAUAAAAUAAUAUAUUUUUUCUCAAAUUUUAUAAAAAUAAUUAUCUUUCCAUUUUCCAAAUCCUAAAUGUUAUAAUUACUGCAGCUCAAAGAUGCAAAGAAAGUUAUUUCAAAAGUGUACGCAUCUUUUGUACUGCAGUGUACUGUCUCUGGGCGGUAAUGUAAACACA